UGGGCUUGUGGGUGUACAAUUCUUAAUUUUCGAAAAAGAUGACUCACCUGGCUGGUUUAGUAUAAUCAUUAACAAAAGCAAUGAGCUCUUGAACCUGUCAUUCCAGGGAGCAAGACCAACAUAGCUGCAGGACAACAGAAGCCAAGACAGCUCAUUCUGUCCAAAUAAACGCCAAGAACUUGGAGCUUGAGUGUUAAAAAGUUGCAUUACAGAAAACCUAACAUGUUGACAACUGAGGAAGUACCUAAACGGCACAUUUACAGCUGGAAACCCCAUUCUGUCGGAGGCACUCAACCCUGUAUCGGUCACCCUGGGAGACGUGUCAACAGCAAGGCAUGGCAUCUUAGCUCCAGACCCCAGCUCUGGAGAAAUAUGGAACCAUCAUAUUACUUCUGCUUUGUGAGACAAGCCGUCCUGUGGAACAGAGGACAGCAUCAUACGGCUAUCAAGCGUGAGAAUGGCCCUCCACUCUUGUGUUCUCGCUUUCAUGCUCAUUUGGAGGCCUGUCCUGUCAAUUUUAGAACCCCACAUUUCCUAAACGUGCACUCCAGACCAGGCCCUAAUCGUUUGGGGCAAAAACAACAACAGCAGAGCCUGAGUGCUCCACAACCUCAAAUAUGCCCAGAUGUCAGGAGGCACCAACACAUGGAUAAUUCCAGAAGGAAUACAUCCAAUGUGUUUCUGCCCCAUGGACCCAGAUCCCCUACUUCUCCAGCACCCCCAGCAAGUCCUUCUCUGACUCUUAGGUUUAUUGAUGAACCUCAGAGAUCCCAAACCCCCAAUACACACUUCCAGCUGACAGAUGAGGAAGAAGAUGCAUGCUCUGCUCCACAAGAUCUGAAUCAAGGGCACCCUGAAAUGGCUAAAGAAGAGACAAUGACACCAACGACCCCAAUAUCCACCCCGACAACCCCCAGCAUUACAGCCACCCCAACAACUCCAGGCACCCAAAGAACCCCAAGUACCCCAAUUACUCCAGGCACCCAAAGAACCCCAAGUACCCCAAUUACUCCAGGCACCCAAAGAACCCCAAGUACCCCAAUUACUCCAGGCACCCCAACAUCUUCUAUGACCCCAAAUUCUCUUUCUGAUUUCAGCCGCCCUUCAUCCAGCCAGUUCAGCCGUAGCACAGACCUGAACAGUAGCUUCUCAGAGGCCUUGUCAGUGAACUUCAGUGUUGACCAUUAUGCUGAUAAUAGCACCGAUGACGAAGAUAAUCAUGCUUAUGACCUCAACCAGAAUAAUGAUUAUCAAAAGGGCUGCUCUACUUCUCUCCCCGAGCUUCACUUCAGCUCUGCUGGAAGUUGCAGCCAAGCCAACUCACGAAUGGAAGUCCUUCAAGCACGUCUCUCCAGAUCUCUCAAGUCCUACAAACAAGAAACACCUUCCACUUGCUUGCCAGACACUCCAAUUUACAUCUCUAAAACUCCUAAAUCACGGCAAACCUCAGCCGCCCAAUGGUCCACAGAUGAAAGCCUGCAUGGACGCCUUGGAUCCAGCCAGUCUGACCUGAGCAUUCAGUCUCAAAAGCCUGAUUGCUCAGCAGCAGAUAGUCAGUCAGAAUGGAACCUUUGGCCUGUGCUUCCUCCCAUUAUGCCUCAGGAAGAUGAACUGCAAGGGCAGUGUAUAAUGGAAGGGACCCCUGACUCCCAGUCCAACGGGUCCCAGUCUGAUAUCUUUGCUGAGCUGGAUGAUCUGGCCCCUCGCUCAAGUUCCUGUGUGUCCCCAGACCACCCACCCGGGAGUCAAACUGACCGAUCCUCACCUACCACAGAUCUGAGCCCUGGACUUGCAGCACUGACUGUGGGAUGUGAUUCUGGUGAUCUGGGAUCUUUGUCCCGCGUGCAGCUUUUGCUAUUGGACCGAAAAGGAUCUGAAAGCCCUGGUUCCAUCCCAAGCCCCGAAUGGUGUUGCACUCCGGACGGGGAGGAGUAUGAACCUGGCCUUAGAGUCUGGAGCUCGGGCAUUCCCCAAUAUUAUCAGUCCACAGUCUUGGACAACCGCAAACCAUUAAGUGGCAGAAACAGCGGCCAAGAUUCUUUGGCAACUUUCAAGGGACACAGAAAGUGCCCUGGGCCCAUCAAUGUGGAGAGUGGAUCAAGGACAUCAUCCUCUUGUUCUGUCAGCUCAAGAGUGUCUGAGAGCAGCUCUAUGAACCGAAAGAAACCCACCUGUGAGGACCAAGGUUGCGAGUUGCAAGAUGAAGAUGUCUCGCUCUAUUUGUCGCCACUCUCUCCCAGUGCUUUGUUGACAGAAAGCCCAGCAAACGAGGGGACCAUUCUGGUCCUGCAGUGCCCAGAGAGGAGUGACCAUGCUGAAAAGCACAGGAACAGGUCCGACAAACUCCGAGAGAAGAGGAAGAGGAAGAAGGAGACCAAGAAGACAGAGGCGAGGAAGAAUAAAGCCCUGGAGAUUUACUCCAAACUGCAGGAUGGAAAAGACCUGACAGAGCCCACUCAUCAAAGCCCUUGCGCUAAGUUUGAGGACUUCGAUUUUCUGGCAAAGUACUGCAUCCUCAAUCAGGAGAAGCUGUCAGUGUACAAAAGGGCUUUUGAGGGCGCUGAUAGCGAUGGAGAUGGUUAUCUGAGCUGUUUCCAAGUGCUACUUGCCCUGAAAGAGAUCAUUCCCCCAGAACUUCUGACUGAAGAAGAGGAAAUAUAUGUGUACAGGAUUCUGGAGCUGGUUGAUUUCAGAGUGACAGAAGGCCUUACGGAUCUGCGCCUGUUUGCUGUAGUGGCCAGUCUGGCCCAGAAAAUAGCCACAUUAGAUGAUUUCAUGCGCUCCCUCGUCAGCAAGAUGGAUUUCAAAUCUCUGGAGAUGAAGCUUUAUAAAGCCAAGCAGUUGUUCCUGUUCUUACUGGAGGCCCAGACAGGGGGCGCUGGGGCGCCAGAGGGCUGCAUUGAGGCAGAGCAACUCCUAGUGGAGCUCAAGGCAGGGGGCAUCAGGCCGGAGCACGAGGCGUCGGUAAGACGGGAACUUCGCAAUCUACGCUCCCUCGACCUUCUCGACUUCCUUGCUCACCUGCCUCUCUUCAUCCUCAUCCACAACUCUGUGAUCGCCAACCCCUUCGAUGACUCCAGUAACCUGUGAUGGUAUCAACAAGAACUGUUUGCACCAAUGGUUAUGUCAUAUUAACUCCAGUGCAAAA
Rhinichthys klamathensis goyatoka is the source of this 3148-nucleotide messenger RNA. RefSeq names its product mucin-2. The coding region runs from base 223 to 3090 and encodes 955 amino acids. Gene Ontology annotation, molecular function: calcium ion binding. The record is from RefSeq and is a predicted model, not a curated record. The transcript has 16 exons. NCBI's taxonomy places the organism in Eukaryota, Metazoa, Chordata, Actinopteri, Cypriniformes, Leuciscidae.